AUGAAGAAGGCCAAGGAGGAACAAGGGAAGCUCAUCCUCCCGGAGUCUCACCCCGACAGCGUCCGCGUCAACCGCCUCACCAUGGAGAUCGUCUGCACCGCGCACAGAGGCUUCGCCGACAACGACUCUAAUUUGGACGCCGCCACCUACCAGGGAGAGAAGAAGCAGAGGACGGAGCACCUGGAUGGGCUGGAGUGGGAGGUGAUCCUUGUCCAGGAUGAGAGUGUCAACGCGUGCUGCUUGCCCGGUGGCAGGAUCAUGGUCUACACUGGCUUCCUCGACCACUUCAACACCGAUGCUGAGCUCGCCACCAUGCUUGCCCACCAGGUUGGGCACGUCAUUGCAAGGCAUACGUUGGAGACGCUCACCAAUUUGUUGUAUAUUUUCAUCGUGAUGCUUGACUUCCCGAUUUUAUUCGGCGACAGCAAGAGCAAGCGUGAAGCUGUUGAGAGUGUGAUGGAAUUACGCCUCCGUUUGCCCUUCUCAUGA
Messenger RNA from Brachypodium distachyon (stiff brome), 489 nucleotides. Its product is annotated as mitochondrial metalloendopeptidase OMA1. Lineage: Eukaryota; Viridiplantae; Streptophyta; Magnoliopsida; Poales; Poaceae. Gene Ontology annotation, cellular component: membrane. The coding region runs from base 1 to 489 and encodes 162 amino acids. The transcript has 2 exons. Gene Ontology annotation, molecular function: metalloendopeptidase activity. The record is from RefSeq and is a predicted model, not a curated record.